AUGACCAAAGAUACAGCUGUAAGGUCCAAGGCCAGAGCACCUACUCGAGCAUACGCUAUUCGCGCUCGCGAAGAAGCGUUAUCUCUAGAUGUCAUUACCGGUACUUUCCUUCUUUAUAACACUACUGUUGUUGCCUUGAUUGAUCCGGGAUCUACUCAUUCUUAUAUAUGCAUAAAUUUAGCAUCCAGUAAGACUUUUCUUGUAAAGUCUACUGAGUUUGUGAUUAGAGUAUCGAACCUCUUAAGCCGAAUGGCUCCGACUAAAUUGAAAGAAUUAAAGUCUCAGUUGCAAGAAUUGGCAAAUAGAGGGUUUGCUAGACCUAGUUUCUCACAUUGGGGUGCUCCGGUUCUACAGUAUUUGGAUCAAUUUGUGGUAGUGUUCAUUGAUGAUAUCUUGAUUUAUUCUCGUGAUGAAUUCAAGCAUGCUGAACAUCUGAGAAUAGUACUCAAACUUUGUGUGAUAAACAGUUGUAUGCGAAGUUCAGUAAAUAUUGGAAGCCUCCAAGAAAUGUAUCCGAAGUCUAAAGUUUUCUGGGACUUGCUGUGGAGGUGUUUAGAGUUGCUAAAAGAUUACGAGCUUGUAAUUGACUACCAUCCGAGGAAAGCAAAUGUUGUUGCUGAUGCUUUGAGUCAGAAAUCACUGUUUACAUUACGUGCUAUGAAAACUCAGUUGACCCUAUUCGAUGACAGUUCGAUUGUCACUGAGUUGAAAGCGAAACCGUUAUUUAUACAACAGAUUUAUGAAGCUCAGGAUGUUGAUAAUGAAUUGUUAGCAAAAUGGACUCAAUGUGAUUUGAAUAUUGAUUCAGAGUUUCAAAUUGAUGUUGAGGGUUGUUUGAGGUUCAGAGAUCGAAUGUUGAGGACUGAGCUCAGUGAGAAUAAGAUACACGGGGUCGAUUUGAUCAAAGAGACUAAACAGAAAGUGAAAGUGAUUCGCUAUAGUCUGAAGGCAGCAUCAAAUCGCAAAUUGAGUUUGAGAUUUAUUGCGCCGUAUGAAAUCAUUGAGCGUAUCAGGCCAGUUGCUUACAGAUUGAUGUUGCAAUUUGAGUUAGAAAAUAUUCAUAACGUGUUUCACGUAUCUAUGCUUCAACGAUAUCGAUCUGAUCCCUCACAUGUGAUUUUACUGUCUGAGAUUGAAAUUAAGUCCGAUAUGACAUAUGAAGAAGAACCGAUUCGGAUUUUGGGUCACGAGAUUAAAGAACUUAGAAAUAAGAAAAUUUCGUUAGUAAAAGUAUUGUGGCAUCAACACGGUGUUAAAGAGGCUGCUUGGGAACCUAAAGAUCCUAUGAGACAGCAAUAUCCGAAUGUGUUCAAUGGUAAGAUUUUCAGGGACGAAAAUUCCUAA
Messenger RNA from Gossypium raimondii (Peruvian cotton), 1344 nucleotides. RefSeq lists its product as uncharacterized. NCBI's taxonomy places the organism in Eukaryota, Viridiplantae, Streptophyta, Magnoliopsida, Malvales, Malvaceae. The record is from RefSeq and is a predicted model, not a curated record. The transcript has 6 exons. Bases 1 to 1344 code for a protein of 447 amino acids.